CCAGUUCUCUUCUUGUCAGCUUAUUCUCUACUCAAUUUUCACCGGUUCUUCUUGUAAACAUCCUGAUUUAUAUUGUUCUUAUUGUUAUUCUCAUCUUAAUCUAUUAAUUACCCAACUGACCACCAAUUAUAUCACCUCAUUCGGUUACAUCACUAGUCCUUAGAUACAAUUUGACCAAUAAGUGUUUCCAAGAGAACCAAAAAUCCUCAGUCUUUGUUUUCUCUCUCCAAUGAUUUCUUGUGAUUCCUCUUCUUUCAUCCAAUGGUUUCUUAAAUCAAAAGAUAAUCUGUCAAUUCUUUUUCCAAUAUAAAAGACAUCCUUUCAUUGUGAUUUAUUGUUUCAUACAAUUUCCAUUGCCAGCUCAUCUGUUCUGUCUGUGUGUUCAUACUGUGUAUGUUUCUCUCUCCCUCGUUGUUGCCAAGCAUAAUUAAGACUAACCAGAAAACCUAAAAAUUAAUCAUGUUAUCCUUUAUGGUCAGACAAUCAAGUCAUCUCAUCAAAUCAUCAAAUGUUCACAGUUCAUCAAUCUAUUAUAAUUCAAUACGAAAAAUGUCAUUCGAAAAAAUCAAGUGUGGACCCAUCGUGGAAAUGAAAGGCGAUGAGAUGACCCGUAUCAUUUGGGAAUUAAUCAAGGAGAAACUAAUCUUUCCCUUCGUUGAACCUGAGCUUCAUGUUUACGAUCUUGGAAUCGAAGAGCGAGAUCGAACCGAUGAUCAAGUUACCAUUGAUUGUGCUGCUGCCAUGUUAAAGUAUAAUGUUGGUGUUAAAUGUGCCACAAUUACUCCCGAUGAGGCUCGAGUUGAAGAGUUUAAGCUUAAGAAAAUGUGGCUCUCACCAAAUGGUACAAUUCGUAACAUUUUAGGUGGAACCGUUUUCCGUGAACCAAUUAUCUGUAAAAAUGUUCCCCGACUUGUCCCUGGAUGGAUCAAGCCAAUUAUCAUUGGACGUCAUGCUUACGGUGACCAAUAUAAAGCAACCGAUUUCGUUGUACCGAGUUGUGGUAAAUUAGAGAUUAAAUUCACCCCCACCGAUGGCGGAGAAACCAUUGAGAGAACCAUUUUCGAGUUUAAAGAUGGCGGAGGAGUUUCUCUCUCAAUGUACAAUACUGAUAAAAGUAUUAAUGAUUUCGCUCGAUCCUCUUUCGUUUACGCUCUCCAACGUGGAAUGCCUUUGUACCUAAGUACUAAGAACACCAUUUUGAAACGUUACGACGGAAGAUUCAAAGAUAUUUUCCAAGAAAUUUACGAAAAAGAGUUCAGAAGUCAAUAUGAAGCUGCAGGUAUCUGGUAUGAACAUCGUUUGAUUGACGAUAUGGUUGCGCAAGCAAUGAAAUCGGAUGGUGGAUUUGUUUGGGCUUGUAAAAACUACGAUGGAGAUGUUCAAUCUGAUUCAGUCGCUCAAGGCUAUGGAUCCCUUGGUAUGAUGACCUCAGUCCUUAUCUGUCCCGAUGGUAAGACCGUUGAAGCUGAAGCGGCUCACGGAACAGUAACUCGUCAUUAUCGACAACAUCAACAAGGAAAGGAAACCUCAACCAAUCCUAUUGCUUCAAUUUUCGCUUGGACUCGAGGUUUUGCUCAUCGAGCAAAAUUGGACAAUAAUGAUCGACUCGCUAAGUUUGCUGAUACUUUGGAACAAGUUUGCGUCGAAACAAUUGAAGCUGGACACAUGACUAAAGAUUUGGCCAUAAGUAUUAAAGGAAUGGCAAAUGUUACAUCAGCUGAUUACUUGAACACUUUUGCAUUUAUGGAUAAAUUGGGUGAAAACAUGAGAGUCAAACUUAAUUGUUGACCGAAAACAAUUAACAUCCAAAACUGUAGACCAACAGUAAUUGCAAAACUUUAAACACAGAAAUUUCUAGCUAAUCAUAUUUAUCUAAAUACAAUUUUUGGAUUUAACUUUAAUCCAUCAUAAUCAAUCUAUCCCUUGACUCUGGUAAAAUAAAAUUGAUUGUUGAUCGAUCAAUUUUGCAAUUUAAUCAAUAAUCAAUUCCUUUUUCCUCUCCUUUGACACAAACACUUUCCAAUAUGUUUCUCCUUUUUAUUUGGAAAACUUUGUAUUUUCACUUGGUUUAGAUGCGAUCAUUAAUAAUAAAUUUAUAUUUAAUUUUAUUAUUCAA
Messenger RNA from Panonychus citri (citrus red mite), 2116 nucleotides. RefSeq names its product isocitrate dehydrogenase [NADP] cytoplasmic-like (gene Idh). Gene Ontology annotation, molecular function: NAD binding; magnesium ion binding; isocitrate dehydrogenase (NADP+) activity. Gene Ontology annotation, cellular component: cytosol; peroxisome; mitochondrion. Gene Ontology annotation, biological process: isocitrate metabolic process. The record is from RefSeq and is a predicted model, not a curated record. Bases 460 to 1788 code for a protein of 442 amino acids. The transcript is spliced from 3 exons. Lineage: Eukaryota; Metazoa; Arthropoda; Arachnida; Trombidiformes; Tetranychidae.